This is a messenger RNA of Onychomys torridus (southern grasshopper mouse), 3611 nucleotides long. RefSeq names its product adhesion G protein-coupled receptor G1 (gene Adgrg1). The record is from RefSeq and is a predicted model, not a curated record. Gene Ontology annotation, molecular function: G protein-coupled receptor activity; heparin binding. The coding region runs from base 244 to 2307 and encodes 687 amino acids. Gene Ontology annotation, biological process: cell surface receptor signaling pathway; adenylate cyclase-activating G protein-coupled receptor signaling pathway. Lineage: Eukaryota; Metazoa; Chordata; Mammalia; Rodentia; Cricetidae. The transcript has 14 exons. Gene Ontology annotation, cellular component: membrane.
UCCUCCCCCUUGGCGCUGGAGGCCCGUCUUCUCAGCCCAGCUUCCCGCCUGCCCCCUUUGUUUGAAGCUCUAGUGAGGGGGUGGUGAUGGGUGGGGGGACAGGCUUCCAUGCGACCUUCAGCCCCUUGUACUAGGGGAAAGUGUCCCUUAUUCCAGGAGUCUGCUGCCGGCCAACAGGGAGCCUUCGUCCAGUCCCUCUUUUGCCUGGAGGAGGAAGCCAGGUGGUGACUUCUGGGAAGUACAAUGGCUGUCCAACUGCUGUGGCAGAUGGUGUAUUUUCUGCUGAGUCUGUUUUUUCUGGCUCCAGGUGCCCGUGGUGGCAGCCCCCGAGAGGACUUCCGCUUCUGUGGCCAGAGGAACCAGACGAAACAGAGCCUCCUCCAUUACGACCAAACUUCAGAGCUGCACAUCUCUGUGUGGAACACGGAGGAGGCCCUCACGAUCCGUGCCCCCUUCCCUGCAGCCCCUGAGCGCCCCCAAUACUUCCCAGAGCCCAGAGGGCUCUAUCACUUCUGCCUCUACUGGAGCCGCCACACCGGGAGGUUCCACCUGCGCUAUGGCAAGAAUGAUUACUUGCUGAGUAGCCGAGCCUCCAGCCUCCUCUGCUUCCGGAAACAGGAGCAGAGCCUGGAGCAGGGGGCCCCACUGCUUGCCACCUCCGUCAGCUCCUGGCGGAGCCCCCAGAACUCCAGCCUGCCUGGGGCUGCCAGCUUCCUGUUCUCUUUCCACAAUGCCCCACAGAAAGUCUCCCACAAUUCGUCUGUGGACCUGUGUGAUCUGAAGAAGGAACUGCAGCUGCUUAACAGGUUUCUGCAGCAUCCUCAGAAGGCCCCCAGGCGGCCCUCGGCGGCGCUUAUCAGCCAGCAGUUACAGAGCCUAGAGUCAAAGCUGACCUCUGUGAACUUCGUGGGAGACGCAGUAUCCUUUGAGGAGGACCUGGUCAAUGCCACAGUGUGGAAGCUGCCACCUACAGCCGGACUAGAGGAUCUGGAAAUCCACUCCCAGCGGGAGGAGGAGCAGAGUGAGGUCCAGGCAUACUCGGUGCUGCUGCCCCGGGCUCUCUUCCAGCAGACCAGAGGCCGUCGUGGGGAUGCCUCCAAGAGGCUCCUGGUAGUGGACUUCAGCAGCCAAGCCUUGUUCCAGGACAAGAAUUCCAGCCAAGUCUUGGGUGAGAAGGUCUUGGGUAUUGUUGUGCAGAACACCAAAGUUAGCAACCUCUCAGAGCCUGUGGUCCUCACCUUCCGGCACCAGCCACAGCCGAAGAAUGUGACUCUACAGUGUGUGUUCUGGGUUGAAGACCCAACAUCUAGCAACCCUGGGAGCUGGAGCAGUGCAGGCUGUGAGACUGUCCACAGAGACACACAGACAUCUUGCCUGUGCAGCCACCUGACCUACUUUGCAGUGUUGAUGGUGUCAACCACGGAGGUAGAAGCCACUCACAAGCACUACCUCACGCUCCUGUCCUACGUGGGCUGUGUCAUCUCUGCUCUGGCUUGUGUCUUCACCAUUGCUGCCUACCUCUGUUCCAGGAGGAAGUCACGUGACUACACCAUCAAGGUACACAUGAACCUGCUGCUGGCUGUCUUCCUGCUGGAUGUGAGCUUCCUGCUCAGCGAGCCUGUGGCACUGGCAGGCUCUGAAGCAGCCUGCCGCACCAGUGCCGUCUUCCUGCAUUUCUCCUUGCUUGCCUGUCUCUCCUGGAUGGGCCUCGAGGGCUACAACCUCUACCGACUGGUGGUAGAGGUCUUCGAUACCUACGUCCCUGGCUACCUGCUCAAGCUCAGCAUCGUGGGCUGGGGCUUUCCUGUCUUCCUGGUCACUCUGGUGGCGCUGGUCGAUGUGAAUAACUAUGGCCCCAUCAUCCUGGCUGUGCGCCGGACUCCGGAGCGUGUCAUCUACCCUUCUAUGUGCUGGAUCCGGGACUCCCUGGUUAGUUAUGUCACCAACCUGGGCCUCUUCAGCCUGGUGUUCCUGUUCAACACGGCCAUGCUGGCCACCAUGGUGGUGCAGAUCCUGCGGCUUCGUUCACACAGCCAGAAGUGGCCCCACGUGCUGACUCUGCUGGGCCUCAGCCUGGUCCUUGGCCUUCCCUGGGCCUUGAUCUUCUUCUCCUUUGCUUCCGGUACCUUCCAGCUUGUCAUCCUGUACCUCUUCAGCAUCAUAACUUCCUUCCAAGGCUUCCUCAUCUUCCUGUGGUACUGGUCCAUGCGGUUCCAGGCCCGAGGUGGUCCCUCCCCUCUGAAGAGCAACUCGGACAGCGUCAAGCUCCCCAUCAGCUCCGGCAGCACCUCUUCCAGCCGCAUCUAGGUCACCGCCCCACCUCCCCGUGGGAGGACACAUGCAUGGCGUCUGCUCACAUUGUCUGUGGCUCGGUGCUGUGCCCAGCCUUUGUUGGUUAGUGGCAUUCUAGAGAAGGCCCUGGUCCUUGGAAGGAUAGGGCGGUUGCUCUGAUAGAUAGACACCUAGCUGGCCUUGGGGACUACUCUGCUCCUAGAUCUGGUCCCCGAAGCACACUGCCAUGCUGGCUGUGGGGCUGUCCUCACAGCUGUAUCAGGCUGAAGCUGAGGCGUUGCCUUACUGGUCACCUCUGGGCCCAGCUGUUGCUGGUGGGUGUUGAGACUUGCAGGCCCAAGCUGGGGUCAGGUUAGAUCUUGGAGGAUGACUCAUCCUAACUGUUGUCCCUGCCUGAGACACAGCUGCCUUGGCUUUUGCCACUCUGUCCCUGUGGUUGCCAUGCAGCCCUCUGCCAGUCUCUGACUUUUGAUCCUGAGGGUGAUACUGAGGAUAGAUGGGCUGGGAGAAGCUUUGGAGCCAGAACCCCUCAGGAGGGGAGCACCUCCCCCCACCUGCCUGCCAGCCCUCCUCUUCCUUCCCCACCCCCCUCCUCCUCUGUGGUCCCCUAGCCCCCACCUGCAGCUUGGGGUCCCAGGCCAAUGCUGUGAUUUUGGGGUAGCAGUUCCCAGGAGCUGCUAUAAACGUCUAUCUGCUGUGGGCCUUGGCCCCUCACCACCUCUGGCUCAGGGCAGGUUCCUGGGCUGGACCAGGCCAACCUGUCUGAGCCUCUCUCCCAGCUGCCUCCCCUUGCUCAGAGGAGUUUCCGCCUCUCCUGACGCCUCCCUUCAACAAGAACUGUGGGAAAUGGGGCUUUUUUUCAACCCAACGUUCUGAAGACCAAGACAGCCCUCUCUGGUGACACUGGUGGAGGUUGAUGGUCUCCUGAGGGAAAAUCUUCCAGUCUUAGCAGAUGGCUCUGAGGACACUGCCUAUUGUGAAUUCUGACCUACUAACACACAUUGGUCUUGUGCCGGGUGGUGCAAACAUAGAUAACCAGACCUGGCAGUAGCCCUUGAAAGCUUCCACAAUGUCCUGGAGAUUUAGUUAUAGGGCUGGAGAACCACCGCUUGUGACUGGGAAUCCAGGAGGACUUCCUGCAGGAGGUAACAUUUCAUCUUGCCCUCAGCCUUCAAGUUGGGAAGGAUGUUCUUUUUAAAUACCAAUUCAUUUGUCUUUUGAUAUUAAAGAUCUUUGUAGAGAGUUUGGAAAUUGUAGGAGAUUGUCGAGAAGAGAAAUAAAAAAUAAAAAAAUCAGCUGUUAUCUGCUGCCUUAGCAAA